This is a messenger RNA of Manihot esculenta (cassava), 1232 nucleotides long. RefSeq names its product condensin-2 complex subunit H2. Gene Ontology annotation, cellular component: nucleus; condensin complex. The transcript has 5 exons. Gene Ontology annotation, molecular function: chromatin binding. Gene Ontology annotation, biological process: meiotic chromosome condensation; mitotic sister chromatid separation. NCBI's taxonomy places the organism in Eukaryota, Viridiplantae, Streptophyta, Magnoliopsida, Malpighiales, Euphorbiaceae. The record is from RefSeq and is a predicted model, not a curated record. The coding region runs from base 172 to 1032 and encodes 286 amino acids.
AACUAAUCCAACCAGAGUCUAAUUAUCGUCCAACAUGAAAAACUCCUUUUCUCCAACUUUGAAAACUCAUUUUGCAAAUCAAAUUAAAUAUCUGGGUUUUUAGGCCAUUCCUUGCUCACCCCAGUCAACCCUACCUCUACUUCACCAUUCUUUUUCUACUCUUUCUCCACCAUGCCAAAACCAACAGAACAGCCUCCAAACAAUAUCCACACUCUCCGGGCAGAGAGAGACCUAGGAGCCAAUUUGGAGGUAGAUCUCGCAUCGAAGCUCGAAGACUACCUGUUGAAGAUUUACUCGGGUGAAAUUACAGCCGCUACCGCCUCUCUAAAUUUGGCCGAAGUUGCUUCGCUGCUUCAAGGAUCCGUUCAGGUGUAUAGCAGGAAGGUCCAGUAUUUAUAUAACCUGGUGUUGCAUGCUUUGGAGUCUCUUUCUCAUUUCUUUAUGAUUAAGCAGGAGCAAUCAGAGGGCACAUUAGUUCAGGCUGAGCAAAGUGGUUUUCUGAUGAAGAAAAUGAUCAAUUUUGAUACUGCAGUGGAAGCAAAUAAUUCCUUAGAUGAUUCAACUAGUAAAGAUGCUUCUUUCUAUAGCUUUGUGAAACCACCAGCAAACCUUGUUGUCCUUGAAGGGGAUUGCUUGGAUGCCAGUGGUGAUGGUGGAGAAUUAGAAUCAUACCUGUUAGCCACCAAUGAUUUCUACCGGGAUUUUAUUCCUUUAGACCCAUGUGAUUCUGUGGCGGUGGAUGAUUUUUUGAAGGGAGAUGAAACUGGAAAAGUACCAAACAGUUCUGGAAGAACUGCACUCAAAUCAUCACUUGGAAAGAACCUGGAUGAAAAUUUCAACCAACCUCCUAUGACUGAUUGUAGUGUUGGAGUGAAUAACUGUAAUGUAGAGCCAGAUCUACCUACUUAUGGGAAUUAUGAAGAUGGUAACCAUGGGUUUGAUAUGGACGAUGGAUCUGGGAACUUGGAGGAUUUAGAGGAUGAUGAUAACGAUGGAGCCCGAGGCAUAUGCAACUUAAAUCUAGACCGAUAGCUAUCACCAAAAAGAAGAUUUCAUUUCUAAAAUCUUUGCAAAUCGCGACUAAUUGAAACCUAGUAGAAGCCACCAUAUGUUUAAUUAGGGUUGUGCAUGGUUUUUGUGGGUUCUAAUGCAAUUUAAACCAUGCGUACAGAAGAAAAAGAAAAAAAAAAUUGAUAGUGUAAAAAAAAAAAAAAAACUGAUAGUGUAAAAAU